UGCUCUCAAUACCGCCCUUCUGGGGGCGGUGGGAGUGGAAACAAAACCCAGGCUCUCCGGAGAAGGGGAGAACGCCGCCGCCGCCGCCGCCGUCCCAGCAGCUGCCCAGAGAGAGAGGCCAGAAUAUGAUAGGCCAAAAUGAAUCCUGCAAUGCAGAACAGAUACCCAUGUCUUACUUAACAUGCGUGCUUUACAUACUGGAAGGAUGGACUGGAGUGGAACACUUGGAGGAAUACCUGAGUUAUGUGGUCUACCUCACAUGGCUCUUUACACCGCUGCUUAUAGCUUUUUUGCUUCCAGCAGUCAUUAUUCUCCUCCUUUAUGUCUCCAUUGUCAUUCUUCACAUUUAUAAGAGACGAAUUGACCUGAAGGAGGCUUAUUUGAGUGAUUUCUGGGAUGGUGCAAGACAAAUGGUGGCAACGCUGUGGUAUGUCCAUGCAAGAAUAUGGAAUGGCUAUGAGGUGCAUGGCCUAGAAAAAAUACCUGAUGGCCCAUUGGUUGUUUUCUACCAUGGAGCAACUCCUAUAGACUUUUUCUACUUUAUGGCCGUUGUUCUUAUUAGGAAAAAAGAUCUUGCUAUAGUUGCUGAUCACUUUGUCUUCGCACUGCCAGGUUUUAAACUGUUACUUGAUGUGUUCAGUGUUCUACAUGGAACACAGGAAGAAUGUGCAAAAUUAUUAAAAAAGGGAAACUUGUUGGCCAUUGCACCAGGGGGAGUUCGAGAAGCGCUGUUCAGUAAUGAAAACUACGUCCUUGUAUGGGGAAAUCGUAAAGGAUUUGCUCAGGUGGCUAUUAAUGCAAAAGUGCCCAUCAUUCCUAUGUUUACACAAAAUGUUCGGGAAAGCAUUCGAUCCCUUGGUGGACUAAGACUAUUUAGGCUCAUGUAUGAGUAUCUCCGUUUGCCACUAGUUCCGUUGUAUGGAAACUUUCCUGUUAAACUGCGGACAUAUAUCGGUGAUCCUAUUCCAUAUGAAGCAAAUAUGACUGCUGAAGAACUGACAGAAAAAGCAAAGACUGCUGUACAGAAUUUAAUAGACAAACAUCAGAAAAUACCUGGGAAUGUAUUCAGGGCAGUAAUGGAACGAUUUCAGCUUCAGGAAAAAGAAGACUAGUAACUUUGGAUAUGACAGAUAAUUGUGAAAAACUGUUUAUAAUGUGAUGUAACAUUUGAGAAGAUAGUUAUUAUAUUCUUCUUGUUUUACAAUUCUACAAUUUUACAGAAAAAUAGGGUACUUUUCCAAAAGAUCAUUGUUGCCUCUGGAACUCAGGUAUCUUGUUCUUUUAAGAUCAAUUAAACAGAUUUUUUUUUAAAAGCACAGUUCUACCUUAGGAUAAGCUGUGAAGAUAACCAAGGAGCAAACCUCUUGUCUUGAACAGGCAUGCACUUUUGGGAGUCUUCCAGGGAAGGAAAACUAGAAACAUGGUGUAUGAGUCCCAGGUACCAUGUUUUAUAGUGGGGUGUCUUAAAAUGUGGCACCCUUUUUGCUACUGCUGAUACACCAUGGAAUUCAGCAACAGAUUUGACAGGCAGCAAAGAGUAGUGGGGGCCACAGAAAUGGGUCAUAGUGCAUGUUAAUCACCCCACAUUAAGAGCUGGUCAGGUAGCCAUAGAAAAGAAAGAACUGAAUAGAAAGAAGUGAAAAAAAUCAAUUCCAGAGGACUAUUUUGCUCCUCAUCUGUACCCAGCAUAGAAGCACAACAGGGUUGCUACCAGAGAGCGAGUGAGCGCUUGUUUUGUCUGUCUCUCUGUCAUUCUCAAACACAUAGCCAACAAGGUAGUGUUAGUGGUUACAGGCUUGUAUACUUGUGUAUAUUUAUUUACAAAGUUGGGCAAUAUGUCUCCCAAACAUUCUAGAAGGAUUAUCAUAAGGCUCUUGGAAACCUUUAAGAAAUGUUUGAGACCAUAACAUUUGACAGCUGUUCACCACUUGGAUCUUCUAGGGAGCCUUCAUGCAAUUUUGUUUCAAUUUCUUUUUGAGAAGAAUUUAUCUAAACUAGCAGAUUUAUCCAUGCAACAAGAAACAUGUGGCCAGAGUUUGGAAACUUGCCACAUUUACUCAUCUGGAACUGCUGUUGCCCAGGAACUUUUGCCAAAAGUCUCAGUUGGGUUAUCCUAGGUCACAGUCUUUAAUGCUUUUGUUGCACUGAGGGGGUCUGAUAAUGGAAUACUUACCCCACGGGAGAAUGACACCAGCUUUUUGUGUAUUAGUGCAGGGAAAUUCUUCUGGCAUAGGGAGUCAGUGCACAUUUGGGUUGGAUGGACCCAGCUGAAUUUUGACAUCAUCUAGCUGCCAUUGCACAGCUACAGAGAAAGCAUGCCUAAGGGGAUACUGGAUAUCUCCAUGCACAGACCCUGAAAAUGGAAUUAUCUCUUGGUGAGAAUCUCAUAAUCACCAAAGGGUUUGCAUAAUGUGUAAAGCUGCCCUCAGAAGGAAUUGGGUAAACUUUUGUUUUUGAUAAUACAGUGAGCCUGCACUAUACGCAAGCUUGUUAUAGGCAGCUUCCAGUGUACACAGAAGCCACUGGGAGUUUGGGAAAAUGGUGCGUGCACCUGUGGCCGCGCAGCGAGCACGAGCCUCAUUAUAUCUAAUAAGGUUCGAGCAUACGUGCUUUUUGCCUUACGCGGGUGUGUGUGUGUGUCUGUGUGUGUCCUGGAACAGAUCCCCACAUAAGGCAAGGACGGACUGUAAUUUACCUUAGUUCAUACAUUUAUUCAUAUUUCGGAUUGAAAGAAUUUGAGGUUGUUUUUUAAUCAAAUGCAUAAAAAACCAAAACUAGCCAAUAUAUAUCCAGGGUUUGGCAGAAAUCUCAGACUUUGAAUCCCUGUGUAUUGAAUUAUAUCAGUGCUGAAAAUUAUCUGUUUUCUGAGAAGGUCCUUAUCUUUAGCAGCUGUAUAGGAAGCAGGGACAAUGUGGUGAUCUCCAUGUUAGGUGCAAUUAUACCUAGCAUUGAGUGGGUGAAGGUCAUGGGGAAUUCUGUUUCAGUUCAUUUUUAAAGAAAUAACUGAAAUCCACCAAUAUCUUCAUUUUUGUGGUGGAAACAACUUGAUAUUUAGAAAAACUGAAUGUGGGAGAAAGCAAAACUGAUGGGAUUUUCUCAUACCUGGCCCUAAGUAGAAAUGGAUAGGCCAGCUUGUACUCUUUGGAUUUCAUAUGUCUCUAAAUGAAUAGGAAUCAUGUCAUCCAGAUGCUGCUGGACCACAACUCCUAGUAUUCCUUACCAUUGGCAAUACAAGAUGAGGCCUCUGGGAACUGAUAUCGGGAGAGCUGCAUUCUACCCAUCCAUUCUUAACAUGUAAAUGAGUAUCCAAGAUGACUACCAUUUAAUACAUUUUCCAGACUUUUUAAUAACAGUCUUUUGAAUUUGAAGGCUUAUUUAAAAUGUUGAAAAGUAUUGAACUUUUCACUGAUGUUCACUGAAUCUGUUUUAAAAAAACAAAACACUAUGGUAGCCAUCUUCAGGUUAAAGCCAGUAAUUGUGAUGUGCUUAAGCAUAAUGAAUUUAAUGUAGUUUAAUGUUGCUUGGAAUGCAGAGUGUUUGUCUAUGUUUAUAUUUUACUUUCAAACAUUCCAAAAUAAAUAAAUAAAUAACCUGUAUAUUUAUACCUAUUAAAAUUAAUGUUUAUAUAUUUAGUUUAUUUAUUAUUCUGCUGAACAGGCUUGUAGUUUUGACUGAAGUGGAACUACUACUUUUAAAAUUAUUGGGAGCAAAGUUUAACUGAGCAUAUUCCAGCAGUGGUAUGUUUGGAUUUUUUGUUUUGUUUUAGUACAUUUUGACCGUAAUUUGAACUGGACAGUAUAAUUGGUUUAAAAUAUGAGAAUUGUUCUCGGUUGUAUUGAUUACAACCUCCUAUGCCAGGAUUUCAGGUUCAAAAUCCUGGCUUAACUAGUGUACAAAAGGGGGGAAUAGGAAGCAGAAAUACAUUUUUUCCCUUACUUUUUAGAUGAGAACACAACCUAAAUUGGGUCUUCUCCUGAACAUUUUAAUGAGAUCCUGAAUACAGUUGGAGUCUUCUGAAAUGGAAAACGGAACACAUCCUUUAAAUUCACUUCUGUGUCCAAAAAGCCUUUUUGCAUUGAGUGGAUAUUUUUGUACUAAGGUACUGCUAGUUUUUAGGUAUUUCUCAUGAGUAAACUGCAGAGACUUUUUAGAGGCACUCCAUUUGUAGAACAUCCUUACCUGAAAAGUAAAGGAGGCACCAAUGUUCUUAUCACUUGGAACCUUUAUCCUUUCAAUGCUCUUAGCCAUUCCCAAACUUUUAAUUUUACUUUAAAGGUUCUCUGCUGUUUAGUUUAAUUUAGUUUUAUUGAUACCCUCCGAUGUUGGAAUAUUUUAAUUUGUGGUUUUUUAUGUUACAUCAUGAUUGCCCUGAUCUCUUGUAAGCAGCUUCCAGUGUGUGGUUUAUUUUUUAAGCAGUCUGUAAAUGUAUUUAUCAGAUCAGUGGUUCUCAGAUGGUGGGUGGGCCCCCAGGGGAGGUGUGAGAGUUGCUCAGGCAGGGGGACAUGAGACUUGGAGGCUCUUCUCUCUCCCUCCUUUUUCCAAACUUUUUUAUGUGUAAACUUUACAAACGCAUCAAGUUAAAUAUUGAAUUGACUUAAAUUAAACUGUUCUAAUUUAAGCCAUCUUGCUUCCUUAUAAAAUGUUAAAAUAUGAAUAUACAACGUGCAAAUGAAAAUAUACACACUAAAUUAUACAAAAUAUUUUUCUUCAUAUACUGCAUCAAGGGGCCCCCAAGGGGUGAACAUUUGUUUACCACUGAAUCCAAUCAUAUGCACUUACUGGGAGCCUUGAAUGUUUCUGUCACUAACAUGUGAAAACAGCACAUAAUUAAGAAUUGGAACAUGUUAAUCUGUGUAAUGAUACACUUACAUAAGAAUUCUGUUUUUAUUUUGCCCCAUAUGAGGAAGAUUGCCAAUAACACGUAACACUAGUCUGCGACUGCAAUCAUGCACACACUUAAUAGGGAGUAUGCACUGCACUUUCAGAGUGUACACAUAUAGGAUUCCACUGUAAAUGAGAUACAAUGUUGGUAAGCAGUUUAUGUUGCACUAUAUACUAGUGCAGUGCAAACAUUCCUAGAACAUUUAUUCUAAUCUAUGGUUCUUUGCAUUAACCCAUAUACAUGCAGAGAGGGUGUCAUGCCACAGCUUCUCUAUUUGUCUUCCAAUAGGGUACCUCAUAACCACUGAAAUGAAUGAGAAAAACUGUAUGUUGGGGAGCUGUAUUGGCACAGUAGUGAUGAUAAUUUUUAUUUUUGUUCAAAUGCACAUGUGGGCCUGUUGGGCAAGCCAUGAUGAUCAUUUUAAUGAAAGAACAUAAUAUCUAUGAAUAAAGAAAUGCAGCUGCAAAACAACUCCAUCCACUGAAAUAAAGGAGAAGAUUCUUCCAAGGAGGGACAAACACUAGUUUUCUACUUCCAAAAUAGAUGGUUCAUUAGGGUCAAAAGUUGUUAAUUCAUAAACUGUUUACACUCAUGUGUCACUAUUGAAUUCUGUUACACUUCUGUGAAUGUGUUAAGUGGUUAAGUAAAUAUAAAAGGUGGGAAGGGUUGUAAUGCACAUGCAUUAUUCUGAAAAAUCAUGUAAAUUUCAUACUGAUUUGAAAAUUCUGUAGGCUUUUUGAAAUGUGAAAGAUGAAGCCAGGCUUACUGUUUUUGCUGGGUACUGCUUCAAAUGGUUUUUCUUAAAGUAUUGAAACAAGCGUAUCAAAGUGACAUGCAGUAUCAUUGUUUGUAAAUAUGUUUAAAACACCUGUUUCAUAGAUUUUUCCAUAUUCAAUAUUCUGUAUAUUUGUAUGUCAGAUUGUAUAUUUAAAAGCCGUCUACUAAAUAAAGUUGAAAUA
Sceloporus undulatus (fence lizard) is the source of this 5841-nucleotide messenger RNA. RefSeq names its product transmembrane protein 68-like. Gene Ontology annotation, cellular component: membrane. The record is from RefSeq and is a predicted model, not a curated record. Lineage: Eukaryota; Metazoa; Chordata; Lepidosauria; Squamata; Phrynosomatidae. Gene Ontology annotation, molecular function: acyltransferase activity.